AUCCUCAUCCUCAUCCUCCUCCUCGUCCUCCUCAUCUCCAUCUCCAUCCUCCUUCGCCGACGCUGUCGAGUCCCACCUCCGCAGCACCGGCGUCGUGACCCCACAGUGGCGCUACACAAUGUAUUCGACGACGCACUUCCACUCGACCACGCACGAGGUCCUGGUCAUCACCCGCGGCACUGCGAGGCUCCGCUUCGGCGGGGAGGACAACCCCGGGGGACACACGGCCGACGUCGCGACGGGCGAUGUCCUCGUCGUCCCCGCGGGCGUCGGGCACCGACUGCUCGAAGACACUUCUUCUUCUUCUUCUUCUUCGCCGUCUUCGUCAACAAAAUCAUCAUUAUUACCAGGUCCAUUCGAGAUGGUGGGCAGCUAUCCCCCCGGAUGCAGCUGGGACAUGUGCUACGGCAACGAAGGGGAGGACGGGGCCAAGCUCGAAAGCAACAUCGAGCAGCUGGAGUGGUUCGCCCAGGAUCCCAUCUACGGCCACCAGGGCCCGGCCAUUGAUAGUCAUUAUUAGCACAGAGCGCGCGCCGCGCGUGUUUUUCUAGGGUGCAUGCAUGUAUUCCUCCGUUGUUCCCGAGUUCUCCC
This is a messenger RNA of Microdochium trichocladiopsis, 591 nucleotides long. RefSeq lists its product as uncharacterized. The record is from RefSeq and is a predicted model, not a curated record. The transcript has a single exon. Lineage: Eukaryota; Fungi; Ascomycota; Sordariomycetes; Xylariales; Microdochiaceae. The coding region runs from base 119 to 520 and encodes 133 amino acids.